AUGUCGAAGAAAUUCUACGACCGUCUCCUGAAGGGGAGCGGCGUGCAGUCCCGUCCCUUUCAUUCUUCCUUCGGAGCCUCCAUUCUGAAGAAAUUCGGAUGGGAAGAAGGCCAGGGCUUGGGUAGAGAGAACACCGGCCGCACGGACUGUCUUCAGAUCAGACGUCGCGAGGAGAAUGUUGGGCUCGGGCAUUCCGACGCCAGCGAGACGAAGGGCGAAGACCAGUGGAAGAACUGGUGGGAUGGGCUGUACAAUUCCAUGGCUGCUAAGCUCAAAGACAGCAAUGGGGCUGCGCGUGACGCCUCCGCGAGCAACUCUGACUCCGACUCCAGCGGGGUCGAGGACGAGGACGGCGGAGGCGGGCGCUUUCGACGGCGGUCCUUAGUGCGUGUCUCUCAGAAGCUCGCCAGGCAGAAAGGCUCGGCGGAGACACCCGGAGGCAGUGUGGGGUGUGCUGACAGCGACGAAGAGAGUGAGACGUCUCAGGAGGAGUCGACGGCUGCAGAGACUCCUUCGAGUUUGUCUGAGGCGUCUCCGUCUGCUUCGAAAGCCUUUUCCUCUCCGCCUUCCUUUGCGUCGGGCAGCGCAAGAGCCAGAGACCCCACGGACCGCGAGGAGGCGUCGCUGGAAACCCGCAAGAAAGACAAAAAGAAAAAGAAAAAGAGCGAGGCUAGUGCGCGCGAUGAAAAAGAAGAGGAGACGGAAUACGGAGAUGCGUUUUCCGUGGAGGCAGAGAGCGAGAAGCAUCACGAGGCAGAGAAGGAGUCAAAGAAGAGGAAGAAAAACCGCGAUGCUGAGCGUGAAAGCGGGAAGGACGAAGAAGGAGACACUGUUUGCGUCGGAGAGAAGAAGAGAAGGCGAAAGGACAAGAAAGCGCGAGAAGAAACAGACGUGUUUGAGGAUGACGGGAAAGAUGACGAAGCAGGUGUAGCCGAGAGAGGAGAGGACGAGCAGAGAGAAAAGAAGAAGAAAAAGAAGAAACACAAAGAGAGCGGUCGGUGA
Molecule: messenger RNA, 1002 nt
Organism: Neospora caninum
Lineage: Eukaryota; Apicomplexa; Conoidasida; Eucoccidiorida; Sarcocystidae
Product: putative G-patch domain-containing protein
Exons: 4
Coding region: 1-1002 (333 amino acids)
Biological process (GO): regulation of ribosome biogenesis
Cellular component (GO): nucleolus
Molecular function (GO): nucleic acid binding
Source: RefSeq, a predicted model, not a curated record